This is a messenger RNA of Haliotis rubra (blacklip abalone), 574 nucleotides long. RefSeq names its product arylsulfatase B-like. The record is from RefSeq and is a predicted model, not a curated record. NCBI's taxonomy places the organism in Eukaryota, Metazoa, Mollusca, Gastropoda, Lepetellida, Haliotidae. The transcript has 5 exons. Bases 35 to 574 code for a protein of 179 amino acids.
UUUUCUAACAGUGAAACAUUUCUCUAAUGCAGGGAUGGUGUCGGCUCUAGAUGAAGGCGUUGGCAACGUCACCGCAGCGUUGAAGCAGCGUGGCAUGAUGGACAACACACUCAUACUGUUCCUAUCUGAUAAUGGACCCGAUAUGCGUUUCCAUGGCAACAGCUUUCCUCUAAAGGGAGGCAAGCUCUCAAUCUGGGAGGGUGGUCACCGAUCGGUCAGCUUCCUGCACGGUGUGGGGCUGCAGAGGACGGGGGUGACGUACGACGGAUUGGUACACGUCGUGGACUGGCGGCCGACCCUGGUGGCGGCGGCGACGGGAGGGGGAGGAACGCCAGAAGCUGACAUAGACGGGAUAAAUCUCUGGGAGAACAUUCGGACGGGGUCGCCUUCCCUGAGAACAGAAUUUGUCUACAAUCUGGACGAUGUUCAUGCCGAUUUCUUCAACGCUGGUAACGCCGCACUGAGAGAUGGUGACUACAAUAGACAAGUCUCUGUUGUUUUAGAGAUGGAGACUACAAUAGACAAGACUGUUGUUUUAGAGAUGGAGACUCAAUCGACAAGUCUGUUGUUGUAG